GGACGAAAAAUCGUCAUGAACUGCCUGUUUGCGAGGAAACUGUGUUUCGAGCAUCAAAAUUGCAGCGCCAUCCUUAAAGUCAUACCCCGCGUGUGUGGACCCGAAUUAGUGGCGUGUUCGACGGUGACGGUGACAAAGUGCCAGACCGCCCUAAGGAGCCUCCAGGCGUUCGACUUCUUCAAGCCGACCUGCCUCUGCAAGGAGCCGCGCGAGGACGCCGAGUGCAACAGCUUCCGGGACUUCCUCUUCGACCACCCCUGCAUCUACGUCAUAAAAAAGGAGAAGGAUCCGUACGCGAUGGAUUCGCUACCAACGUGCAACCACGCCUUGAGCGUCUGCAACCGAGAAAAAUCUUGCGUUAAGCUAUACGACGACUUCAAAGCCAACUGCAAGACGAGGGACAACAGGUGCAGGAUGGAGAACUGGGACGCGUGUCACGAGGCCUGGACGCAGUUGCGGCUCUCCCCCAUGUUUGGCUGCAUUUGCCCGGACAACCAGGCGAAGAAGCGUUGCGACCGAAUUUUCUCGAUGGUCAAUCACAAUCCCUGCGUCGAGUAUCAGUCCUCGUCCGUCGACCUCUCGGGCACGGACUCUGCCCUCCACCCAUUCGAACAAACCCACCACCACCACCACCAUCAUCAUCACAACAUCCACCAACAAAACGGCAACAGCCACGAGGCAGACCCAAAUUACCAGGAGCUCUGGUUGACCCCGACCAGCAUGUACCCGUACUUUUUGUUCCCCGGCACCGCCGCGCCCCGACUCUCCUCGGCCUUCUACGAGCUCGACUCCGAACUCGCCUCCGACCUCGAAGAGGAGCAGUCGCUGCGCUUCCAACUCGGCGAGGAGGGCCAGGACAAGGAGGACCCCGACGACGCUGACGGAACCACAGCCACCGGGAGGCCAAAGCAAGCCGUGAACGUCAUAUCGAACGCCAACAAUACGACGACUAUCGAGCUGAUCGAGUCGCAGAUGGAGAAUCCCCUCAUAGACGCCGACCAUCAGGACCUCCACGCGCUCAAGCAGAUACCCAUACCGAAUGUCCACCAUCAUCAUCGCGUCGUUCAUCACAAACAGAGGAAUCAAUCCCACGAGGAUCUCGAAGGUGGCCAAGCGGCCCCAUCGCCGCUGUCGGACAACGAGAGGAUGGCCCAGCAGCCGGUCAAGGUGGUGCUCACCAGCACCUGCCAUCAGGCCUACUCCACCUGCAAGAGCGACGCGGAGUGCAAGUCACUGCUGCAGCCGGUGCUGAACCACUGCGAGCACUCGAGAUGCUCACGUUCGGAGUGCAUGGGCUCUUUGCAGCACUUCUACAAAUUGGCCAACCACAAGCACUCGAUCGAGAUAGCUUUUUGCCUGUGCAGGAGAGCAGAGGGAAAACACACGAAGGACGAGUGUAUGAUGGCACAGGAGAAGAUGCACCCGACGUGUGCGCUGCGCGUACCGGCUGGCUCGGAGACGCCCACGUGCGACACCCUCGGCGAGAAUUGCCGUAAAAAUCCGAUUUGCAGGACAAAGCUGGAGCAUUACGAGCAGAGCUGCGCGAUAGACAGCGUGACGAAGAAGUGCGCUGGUCCAGCGCAGACGUGCCGUACGGCGAUGCUGGGCAUCAUAGGCACGGAGCUGCGCUCGAACUGCGUCUGCAGGAGCGCGGAUAAAAAGGGAGUCGAGUCUACGUCGUUUUACGAGUGCCUAGGAUGGCAGCGGCUGCUUUGGGUCAAUCCUUGCGUUGUCGAGGUACAGAAGGACUUUCACGCGCGGCGGAACCAACACCACAAUCACAUAAGACCGACGAUAUCGUCCAUCGAGCCAAGCCCCACGGAAGGAAUGUCUCCAAGGAGGCCAUCCUUGGCACUACCUUCCCCAGCCACCCCCAGAGUAACCCUCAUCGCUGCCACGAGUCUCGGCCUCGCUGAAUCCAAAACCGAAGGUGAUCCUACGGAAACGGGCGAGUCGGAGGAUAACGUCAUACCCGAAGUCCAAACCGUCGGACAGAUUCAACCCAUGACCGAACCAACCAUGACUACAAUGAGUGACACGACGACUACGAUUAUGAUGACGCCGAUGACAACGACAAUAGCGAGUACAGUUACUACUUCCAUGGCGACAACGACUACCACAACUACGACGACAACUACAGUAGCGCCUACGCCGAGCACACCACCACCACGUUACUGCAUCGUGCAGAGGAUGGGCCAGUCUCACCAGUAUAUCCGCGUGGGUAAGCUCAAGCGGCUGUACCGGGAGGACGAGCCCGAGUGCUCGGAGCUGUGCCAGUGCGACGAGAACGAAAGCGCGACCUGCAGUGCCAUUUGCGUCGAGACGUCGCCCUGCAAGACGGACUUUGCCUUCUACAAUCACGCGGCACCUGCCUACCAGGCCUACCGUGGCCGAUGCCUCUGCUACAGCGGCCGCUUCAUCUGCAUGAGACCCGCCCCCGAGGCGUACAAUAUACCACACGGAGUCUUCAUGUUCCUCGGGUACAGCGAAACUGACGAGAACUUGCUCAAACCCCACCACAACCUAACCGUCAUAGAUGCCGUGUCUUCCCUCGACAGUUUUAUGAGAGAAGAAGUCAAUAACCAGACGAUGUGCACAAUCUUCCUGUACAACGUGACGAAGGAGAAUGUCAUCGCGGUCGCCCGGCUAAUGACGGACGGCUCGUCCAGCAACAACGUCUCGCAAGCACAGAGCCUCAAGCAUCUCCUACGCGUCAAGGAGGAGUGCGCGUCGAUGCUGCAGGGCCUGAGCGACAAGAUAAACAACCGGCACCACGAGGUCUACACCCACCCGCUGCUCUCGAUCUUCAAGAUGGCCGAGGUCGAGAUCAAACUGCCCCGCGCGAGCUCGGCAACGUCUUCCGGCGCGAGUCCACUGCUCUUUGGUCUCCUGCUCCUCAUCCUCGUGUGUAGCCCAACCUCGUCCUCGUGACCACACGGUUCCAACCAGUGUCCAGGUAUAGGUAUCAUUGCAGGGUCCUUGGCGCUGUGACUGCCAUUGUCACUGCCGUCAUUUAUCCACCUGCAAUGGCCACCACUCGAGGCCUCCUACGGCUUUUGUACAUAUGUUAAGGCUUUUAAAUAUAUAUAUAUAUAUAUAUACAUACGACGUGCAGAUACGUAAAUAAGUACUGUCACACCGUACAUAUACAUAUCAUGUACCAUUACUGUAUACAUAUACGUUACAUACAUAUUAUAAAUAUCCUCAGGAGGAUGAUGGAGCCUCGCGACCUAUAACUAUGUUUGUAAAUAAAUUUGUAUGCUUUGUAGUAGAUGGUUGGUAAAAAAUCGCUGUUGGAGGUACGGGGAGAGACCGAUUCUAGGGUAUAGGUGUAAGAUAUUCGUGUGUAGGUGACA
Molecule: messenger RNA, 3356 nt
Organism: Copidosoma floridanum
Lineage: Eukaryota; Metazoa; Arthropoda; Insecta; Hymenoptera; Encyrtidae
Biological process (GO): nervous system development
Cellular component (GO): signaling receptor complex; external side of plasma membrane
Molecular function (GO): signaling receptor activity
Source: RefSeq, a predicted model, not a curated record